Molecule: messenger RNA, 363 nt
Organism: Auxenochlorella protothecoides
Lineage: Eukaryota; Viridiplantae; Chlorophyta; Trebouxiophyceae; Chlorellales; Chlorellaceae
Product: Hydroxysteroid dehydrogenase-like protein 2
Exons: 3
Coding region: 1-363 (120 amino acids)
Cellular component (GO): cytosol
Source: RefSeq, a predicted model, not a curated record
AUGGCUCCCCAGAAAGCCUCGGAACUGCUGGAGGGGCUUGGCAAGCGCCUAGAAUCAGAGGAGGAACUGAGGAAGAGCCUGUGUGCUUCUAUCAAGUCUGUUGUCGUGUUCGUCAUUGACAAGGAGGAGUGGACUCUGGACCUGCGGCCUGGGCAGGGCUCCCUGUCCAAGGGCAGCCCCGCUGAGAAGGCGGACCUGACACUGACCAUCAACGGAGCCAACUUUGUGCAAUUGGUGAACGGCAAGCUGGGCGCCCAGCAGGCCUUCUUCAUGCGCAAGCUGAAGAUCUCUGGGUCCAUGGGCCUCGCCAUGAAGCUGCAGCCCAUCCUGGAUGCCGCGGCAGAGCCCAGCGCCAAGCUGUAG